UUCUCUCUAUGUGUGGAGUUCCGGUUGUCAACAACAAUGCAGUGUCACCUACUGUCCGAUAACGGAACUACUACAAGAAAAAUAAAUGUUUCAAUGCCUCCAUUGUAGGAUAUAUUUUUCUUUUUAUAAGGAUGGCCGUCUUGACAUCAGCUUUAGUUACUUUUAUCUGCUGGAUAAGUCUUGGUAAUGUAAGUGGAAAUGAAAAGAUUAACUCAGACAACAUCACUCUCAUUUUGGAUCGACUUUUGGAUGGAUAUGACAACAGAUUGCGACCUGGAUCUGGAGGUGGCGUCACAGAGGUGAAAACAGACAUAUUUGUCACCAGCUUUGGACCUGUUUCAGAUGUUGAGAUGGAGUACACCAUGGACAUGUUUUUCCGUCAGAUGUGGGUUGAUGAGCGACUCAAAUUCGAAGGCCCCACAGAAAUCCUGCGGCUGAACAACCGCAUGGUGGACAAGAUCUGGACGCCAGACACGUUCUUUCGAAACUCAAAGAAGUCUAUUUCCCAUAACACGACCACGCCUAACAAACUCUUCCGCAUCAUGCAGAACGGGACUGUCCUUUACACAAUGAGACUGACAAUCAGUGCAGAGUGUCCAAUGAGGCUGAUGGACUUCCCCAUGGACGGCCACGCUUGCCCCCUCAGAUUUGGAAGCUAUGCCUACACAAGCAGUGAAAUCUUGUUCACUUGGAGGAAGGGGCCAAUAGCUUCUGUCGAGUGCCCCUCGGAGUCCAUGAGUCUUCUGCAGUAUGAUCUUGUGGGACAGACGUUGUCCAGUGAGAUAUUCAAAACAAACACAGGUCACUACUGUGUGCAGGUGGUCCAUUUCCACCUCCAGAGGAAGCUGGGCUACUAUCUCAUACAGACGUACAUCCCUCUUAUAAUGGUUGUUGUGCUGUCACAAGUCUCUUUUUGGAUCAACAAAGAGUCUGUUCCUGCACGUACAGUUGCAGGCAUCACCACAGUGCUGACCAUGACCACUUUGAGCAUCAGUGCCCGUGAGUCACUUCCUAAAGUAGCCUAUGCAACCGCCAUGGAUUGGUUCAUUGCCGUGUGUUUUGCCUUUGUGGCGUCAGCUCUCGUCGAGUUUGCAGCAGUAAACUACUUUGCCACCCUUCAAGCCAACCGCCUAAAGAAGAAGAAAGAUAGACAAGACAAGCUUGAGGUGUUGGCUACCGGCAGUGAGGAUGACGACACAGUUUCGUUGGACAGCAGCCCUCAGGAAGGCCUGAAGAGAAGAAACCACUCAGUGUGUCGCAGUGAGCUAGGAAGUGCUCCGCCUGUGCCGAUUUUCCUCCAGCAGGGUUCAGCUUUCCCUCAAAUCCCACAGCUGGCCGGCACUAGCCCUAUUGACGCAUACGCUCGCAUCCUCUUCCCCCUGGCCUUCGCCCUCUUCAACCUAGUGUAUUGGUACAUCUACCUGGCCAAGGACACCAUGGAGAGUGCCAGGGACGUGAAACUUCAAAACUAAGAGGGACCUGGAAAAGGGUACGUGCAGCUGGAGAGACCUUCAGCAUCCAGCCUCGCCUCACCCUCCUCUGUGUCUGUGUGAACAAGCUCUCAGCAGUCACUCUGCUCUCAUCUGACAGAGGAAAUGAAUCAGAAACUCAUUUAUUCUCCUGCCAUACAUCUAUUCAUUUCACAGGCUGUGACCACUGCCCACUUGUGUUCUGAUCAGCAGCUGAAGAGCUGCCCUUCACGGGCCCCAAUCACUUUAAAGCCCGCCACGUACACACAACAACUUCUCAGGGGCCCCCGGACCGAGACAGAUGCCACACACACACAUACAGUAUGCAAAACACACACACACACACACACACACACACACACAUACACACACAAACCAAGAAACACAUCAAAAAGAAGUGGAUGAUAUAAUCUAUGGUGGCUGUAACUGGUGGUGAUGCAACAGUGAACCAAUGCUUUCAGAAGCCUGCCCUCUACAGAAGCACAGCUCCCACUACAACAAGAUCAAAGGCAAUUUAGAGGAGGCUCGCAUCCCUCCCCACAGCUUCAAAAAUGUACUCAAACCUGAGAAAAUGAAUUGUGGGAUUGUGUUUUCCAUCCCACCUCUCUGCUCUGGCGCUCUGGUGCUCCCUUUGCAUUUCCAGAUCCACUGCAGGUCCUCUGAAAACACUGCAGGGAAGACUAGGAUAUAAUACCCAUGGGUGUUGAUGACAUUAAUUUUCUAUCUUUGUACGGAUGAUGCGUGACUUGGGUACAGAUGUUUGUGUCCACCUGUGAUGGGUAGAUUGAUGUUCUCUUUUUAGCCACUUAACAUGACCUGUAACAACAACUGAACUAAUAAACUUGAUCUUAACUUGACAUGUUGGCCACUUUCACCCUGCAGUGCAUCCCAUUGUUUGACCUUGUAAGGAUAUAGACAAACCUGACUGUCAUGUAAUGAACAUGAGAAUAAAAA
Messenger RNA from Larimichthys crocea (large yellow croaker), 2423 nucleotides. RefSeq names its product gamma-aminobutyric acid type A receptor subunit alpha6a (gene gabra6a). Gene Ontology annotation, cellular component: membrane. Lineage: Eukaryota; Metazoa; Chordata; Actinopteri; Sciaenidae. The record is from RefSeq and is a predicted model, not a curated record. Gene Ontology annotation, biological process: monoatomic ion transmembrane transport. Gene Ontology annotation, molecular function: extracellular ligand-gated monoatomic ion channel activity; GABA-A receptor activity. The transcript is spliced from 11 exons. The coding region runs from base 132 to 1472 and encodes 446 amino acids.